Messenger RNA from Zymoseptoria tritici IPO323, 1236 nucleotides. RefSeq lists its product as uncharacterized. Gene Ontology annotation, molecular function: peroxidase activity. Bases 1 to 1236 code for a protein of 411 amino acids. The record is from RefSeq and is a predicted model, not a curated record. Lineage: Eukaryota; Fungi; Ascomycota; Dothideomycetes; Mycosphaerellales; Mycosphaerellaceae. The transcript has 3 exons.
AUGCGUUCAACUCUACUUCUCCUCGAGUCUCUGGCUCUAACCGCCACAGCAUUCCCAUGGGCAGCCAAACUCGCCAACAGUGACAUUUCCGCUCUUCAAUCUCCGUCUUUGGUCAAGCGAGCAGAUGUCUGCCCUGUCAACAGACCUCGCAAGGGCGCCGCACCCUACAACGAGUACUACCCAAGCAAAUACACCGGAGCCCGCAAUGGCCAGCCCGGAACCGGAAAGGGAGGCGUACAAGUCCCAGCACCCGGCGAUACAGCUCACGCCUACGAAGCGCCCUCGUCGACCGACAUUCGAGGACCUUGCCCAGGUCUGAACAUGGCCGCCAACCACCACUUCAUCUCCCACGACGGCCAAACAACCUACAACGAAAUGGUCGACUUUGCGCAAAACGUCUUCAACUGGCGCUACGACCUCGCCGCCUUUGUCGCCACUUUCGGCAUCGUGCAAGACGGUAAUGUUCUGACUGGCGAACUCUCCAUCGGGUGUAACGGCGGCCAGCAAGUCCCUAACACGGGUUUGAACACGCACGAUAAAUUCGAAGCGGAUUCAUCCAUCACGAGGACGGAUUACUAUCUUUCUCCCAACGGGGAUAAUUAUGGCGUCAACGAGACGCUGUUCAAUUACUGGAAUGACUUCUGCAAUGGGGACUUUACGUUGGAAUGCAUGGGACCUUACAUGAGGUCCCGAUAUGACCAAUCUCUCCACACAAACGGCAACUUCUUCAACGGCCCCCUCUUCCUCUUCGCCCUCGGAACCGCCGCCCUCCCCUUUCAAUCCUUCGCCUCCUACGGCAACGAAGGCACCCCCUCCGUCUCCACCAUCGCCCCCUUCUGGGCCGCCACCCGCACCUCCACCGGCCACUACACCGUCGCCCCGGGAACCGAACGUCUUCCCUCGUACUGGUACAAUCGACCCACCUCCCUCUCCUUUCCCGAAAUCGUGGGACAAGUUUCCGACCUCUACCAAGCCGCGGGCAGUCCUGCGUUUGGAGGUAAUACGGGGAAGCCGGACUCGUUUGUUGGGUUGGAGUUUCCCCAGGGGGGGAUCGAAGGCGGUGUGUUGAAGAAUUCGACGCCACAAGGCGUGGCAUGUCUGUUCUAUCAACUCGUGACGGACUUUAUCCCGUUGAGUUUGGAUAAUCAGGUGUUGCAGUUGUCGAAGGUUAGUCAGAUUUUUGCGAAGAGCAAGUUGACGAGUGUGUUUGCGAAUUUCGGGUGUCCGGCUUUGUAG